AUGAAAGCUCUGAUCACUGAUAAGGCGUACAAUUGGGCAGCGCACGCUAAGUAUGAUGAGAAGGCAGUGUUUCAGGACCUGACUAACGAUCUCAAGCGCUAUCAGGCCGCGAAGCAUCCAGAGGACCUUCCGCUAACGAAUACUGAAAAGCAGGUUUUCCAGUCCGAUGAUGCGCCCAAAGCUUCUCAGAGCACUCUCCCAGCAACACCCGGGGGGACAUUGUAUCCUGGCGGAGUCAAAGGGGCGCAAACUAUGGGUUCUGUUAGCGGGGUGACGUCCCAUUCAGCUCUCCAUGACGACAAGAUGACUGAAACAGUUGGUGGACUUCCAUCGCUAAACAGGUCACACAGUGAUACACGACCUGUGAACCAUUCUGCAUGCCCUACGCUCUGGGGAUAUAGCCGUCAACAGGCCAUCUCCAAGACAACAGCCCCGUCGAUGGCCAAUGCCAAGGCGAAUUCUCGGAGGUUGAAGAGUCAAAUAAUAAAUGACGCACCAGUUGGCGCUCCUCCUACAUGUGUAGAUUGCAACACCUUUCUAGCUGGUACUCUCGAUCAGAAGUCAGGCUCCCGCGGUGGAAAGGCUACUAGAGGCUCUAGCGAGCCAUCUAGCUUUGCUCUAAAGCGUGGCUACAUCUAUGUACCUCCCCAAAUGCAGGGAUCAACGGCUCCCAAGCCGAUCUAUGCUAAAGCAAUGCUUUCGCAGACAAGCUAUAUUCCAGCUGCAGACUCAUCGGCCGAGACCCUGUGGAGGAAGCAGUGGAAUGUGUCGUGCCACCAACAUGAUUACACACUCAACCGGAAGGCAACAGAUGGAGUCGGGCCACUUGUCCCCACAUAUUGGUCUGAAGCUGACUCCGGAGCAAGAUUUACUGUCACAUAUGGCAACAAAAUCGGAGAAAUGCCAGAAGGAGCAGAAUUUGGUCCUGUAGAUAGCAAGCUUAGGUACGUUCCACGUGACGUCCCCAACGCGCCUAAAUCUUCCUUCUUGACUGCUCCCGUUGGCCAGAUGUUCUCUAAGACGGAUAGCCUUCGCUGGGGUUUAACAGGGGGCAAGCCCUACCUUCGAAACAUCACAGAAGAAAACGUACAGGACACGAUGACACUUGAGAGAGAGCUCAAAUAUGACGACAGAACUACGCACAGGAAGAGCUACAUCCCCAUGUCUGACAUGGCCAAAGAUGCAGCGGCGAAUGACCACGCAGAGUGUGUACGUUUAUGGCGUGAGCAAUACACCAAGCCAUGCCCGGUACCGAAGGGUGCGCCACUUCCGAUGGAAACCACCCAGCAAGUAGCCAAUAGAAUAACAAGCAUGAAUAACGAACUUACAAGCCAGCGAGAAGAGGCCUCUCUGCGUAAAAGGCUGCAAGAGGAAACUGGAAUCCUUUAUAAGCCACCGUACGCUGGUGAGUGGGCACAAGGACUUCCAGAGAGGCGAAUGCAUCAGCUAGAUACCCUGAUUCAGGCUGUGAAGCUGGACCCAGAUCAAAAUGAAUAG
Messenger RNA from Giardia duodenalis, 1497 nucleotides. RefSeq lists its product as uncharacterized. The transcript has a single exon. The coding region runs from base 1 to 1497 and encodes 498 amino acids. Lineage: Eukaryota; Fornicata; Diplomonadida; Hexamitidae. The record is from RefSeq and is a predicted model, not a curated record.